This is a messenger RNA of Echinostoma caproni, 285 nucleotides long. The record is from the annotation of a GenBank genome assembly. Lineage: Eukaryota; Metazoa; Platyhelminthes; Trematoda; Plagiorchiida; Echinostomatidae.
AUGUGGUUAUUGAAAAAUUUUCAACAGCAAAAUGGCGAAAAGUCGGAUGCAGAUAAACAGGAAAUUCAUAUAACAGAAGUAAAGGAUGACGACCAAGUUACUGCUGAUGGUGUAGACGCGGAGGACAAACAGCCCAAUUCUGUUACGACAGAGUUGACACCAAAGAAACCAUCUGCAGUCACCAAUCAUUCAGACGACCUUGUCGUUGUGAAGCAGUUGCUCGCCUCUGAGCCCACGGAUGAUGUCGGUGAGUUGUUGUACUUCACUCAUUGCUUAUUUUCGUAA